Scomber scombrus (Atlantic mackerel) is the source of this 1719-nucleotide messenger RNA. RefSeq names its product CD36 molecule (thrombospondin receptor) (gene cd36). Gene Ontology annotation, cellular component: cell surface; cytoplasm; caveola. The transcript is spliced from 12 exons. Lineage: Eukaryota; Metazoa; Chordata; Actinopteri; Scombriformes; Scombridae. Gene Ontology annotation, molecular function: low-density lipoprotein particle receptor activity; scavenger receptor activity; low-density lipoprotein particle binding. Bases 1 to 1410 code for a protein of 469 amino acids. The record is from RefSeq and is a predicted model, not a curated record. Gene Ontology annotation, biological process: receptor-mediated endocytosis; low-density lipoprotein particle clearance; lipid storage.
AUGGGCUGCUUUAACAGAAGGUGCGGGCUGAUAGCCGGAGCCGUGUUUGGGGCAGUGGUAGCCAUCCUGGGAGGCAUCCUUAUUCCGCUGGGGAACAGCAUCAUUGCAGGGACAGUUGAGAAGGAAGCCGUCAUUGAGGACGGAACGACAGCUUAUGACAACUUCGUGGCAACAGGGGGAAAGGUGUACAGGCAGUUCUGGUUCUUUGACGUGACAAACGCCCAGGAGGUUUUGCAGAAUGGCGCAUAUCCAGUGGUGGCAGAAAAGGGACCUUAUACAUACCUGACAAGAUACCUCCCCAAAGAAAACAUCACAUUCAACGCUAAUCACACUGUGUCCUUCAUGCUGCCUUAUGGAGCCAUUUUUGAGCCAUCUAUGUCAGUUGGACCAGAGGGGGACCAAAUCACCACCCUCAACCUGGCUCUGGCUGGAGCCUAUGCAUUAGUACCAAAGUACCUGCAUUUUAUACUGGAGAGACGGAUAAAGGCAACCAACUCCUCCUUGUUUCAGCGUCGUACAAUCCAGGAAUUGCUGUGGGGUUACAAAGACACCCUGUUGAAUGAUACUAUGGGCCUAUUUUCACCUUACAAUGAUACCUUUGAUGGUUACUAUAAUGUCUACACGGGAAAGGAUGACAUCUCCAAAGUGUCAACGAUUGACAGGUGGCGGGGACAGAGGACCUUAAAUUUCUGGGACGACAAAUACUGUAACAUGCUCAAUGGGACAGAUGCUUCUUCCUUUCAUCCAUUUGUGGACAAAAACGAGCCUCUCUAUUUCUUCUCAUCGGACAUCUGCAGGUCUGUGUCAGCAAGCUAUCAGGAAACCAUGGAUCUGAAAGGGAUUGAUGUGUACCGCUACACUCUCCUACCAUCCACCUUAGCCUCCCCUGAUAAAAACCCAGACAACAUGUGCUUCUGCAGAGAUAUAGUGAUCACCAAGAACUGUACCGUGGCUGGAGUAUUGGACAUCAGCUCCUGUCAAUCCGGAAGACCUAUCUACAUCUCCCUGCCCCACUUCCUCUAUGGCAGCCAGUCCCUGCUAGAGAACGUGCGGGGCCUCAAUCCCACCGAGGAGCACCAUUUCACCUUCAUGGAUGUAGAACCUACAACUGGAUUUACCCUAAGGUUUGCUAAGAGAAUUCAAGUGAAUAUGAUGUAUGGCCCAUCAAAUGUUAUCACGGUGCUUAAGAAAGUCAAGGAUUAUACCAUAUUCCCUCUUGCUUGGCUGAAUGAGACGGCUGCACUUGAUGAUGAAACGGCAGAAAUGUUUAAAAAGGAGCUUAUCUCCCGUAUCGACAUGCUGGAUAUCAUACAGAAAGCACUGCUGGGCUCAGGUGUGUCCAUCUUCCUGCUUUGUCUUAUCCUCUACUGUGUGGUGAGGAGGAGGGAUAACCAAGGCAAGCAUGCAUGAAUGUAUCAUGCAGAUUUGUGUCUGAUUUGUGUGAACUGCAGAGCACAAUUCAAGCUGCUCUCGGACAUUAAACCUUUUUAUAUAGACUUGCACUUUUUUGUAAUUUCAGUAUUAUUUAUAAUACUUAUACUGUGAUUUUGUAAACAGCUGUAUUACCUUACCUUAUUUUAAUUGCAAUUAUCACUGUAACAUUUGAACUCAAUCAGGGAUUUCUAAAGGGAGAGAAAGUGGAGACCCCUAUGAACUGUGAGGUUAUUAAUUCUUUGAAUAUCCACACAGAGAGAAAUUGGUUUGUUCGACAAGCUAUGA